UGUUUCAGUUUUUUGACGACCGUCGCGGUCCAAUGAAGUGAAAGGUUUUUUUUGGCAUAAAAUAAUUGUUAAGUGUUGUGAUUUAAUUAAGUCCGAAAAAAAUAUUGUGAGCUUCUUCAAGAAUAUUUUAGUAAAUAAGCAUUAAAGAAAGCUCUGAACUUUAAAAAAGUGUUCAUUUAUUUUCACGAUUUUAAUCUAAGGAAACUGUGGAACAAAAAUCAGUUGCAUCAUCGUGGAAGAAAAAGUGAAAAUUAAAAAGAUUCGCAAUCGUCAUUUUACUUCUUUUUGCUUUAAUGACAUGUCAUAAAGCAAAAUUGUGUUAAAAAAAGUUGGAUAAUAAAAUACCAAGCUAUAUACACAAUUGAUCCACUCAAAUCCCAACGUUCACAGGCAAUAUAACUUUGUGGCGAUGGUCAAGGCUGGAACUAUAAAAUUAUUUGUACUUUUUCUCUUCAUUCAGUCGAUUGCAGUAUGUGCCGAAUCACUAUUCGAUAUUGAUGAGUCGACAUAUGAUGUAGAUGAUACGAAUGCAUUGGUGCCGGUUGUGAGAACAAAGCAUCAAGCUGUUUCACACUCCGAAGGUUCAAAUAUUGAGCUGAUCGAUGUAAGAUGUGACGCUAAGUCAGGAAUGAUUGUAACUGUUGAGUUUGAAGCAGUAUUUUCUGGUAUCAUUUAUUCUCAAGGUUAUUACUCAGACCCUAAAUGCAGAUACGUGAAAUCAGGUGGAAAUGACCGCGUUUACACAUUUACUGUGCCUUACGAGGGAUGCGGAAGCAAAGCUUCAUGCUCUGUAUGCGCUUCUGUUGAUAACAUUUUAGUCAUUCAAUCAGAUGAAGGAAUUCAAGAAGUUUGGGAUACAGCAAGAAGAAUCACUUGUAGUCGUAGUGAAGUUGCUGAAAAGACUAUCUAUUUCAAACCAUUCGUUGUUGACAUGUUGGAAGUAGUAAAUGUCCCAACAUCAACCGGUGGUGUUGAGUGCUGGAUGGAUAUUCAAGUGGGAUCAUAUCCAAAGAUUGCACCAAUUCCAGGCCCAAUAAAGAUCGGAGAAACAUUGAGUGUUCUAGUUUAUUUGAAAGACGAUAGAAAUGAAUAUGAUAUAAUUGUGAGAGAUUGUUGGGCAUACGAUAAUGAAGAUUAUGGUGCAAAAACUACAGGACGCUUGCAACUAUCUGAUGGAAAUGGAUGUUCACGAAAGAAGAAAUUAUUUGGAGGAUGGACAAAAACUGCUCAAACUGGAAAUUCUGGUGCAACUUCUAUUGUAUACAAUACAUUAUAUGCAUUUAAAUUCCCAGAUAAGGCUCAGGUGUUCUUGAAAUGUGAUAUUGAGAUUUGCCGUUUCGGAUGUGAUAAGCCUAUUUGCGAUGAGAAAGAAGUUUCAAAACGUCCAAAGUUAACAACCACCACAACUACUACAUCACCAAGACCAAGACAAACAAUUUCUUCCACUCUAAGGUCCAGAGUUCGAGUGACCACAGAAUCAACUAUUACUGAUUCUCCUUUGAGUAAAGCAUCUACCACUCGCAAUAUACCAAUUCGAACACGACCAACAAGACCCAUUGUAGUUGAGGAUCAAAAAACUGAAAAAGCUACGACUCAACAAGUUACAACUGAAAGAACUGUUAGAGAAAGAAUCACUACUCCAGCUCAAAGAUUUACAGGAAGAACACGAGAACCAGCAAAAACUCAACCUCCAGUAACAGUCGUAUCAACAUUAGGUCCACUAAGAUGCUUCCAAGGAAGUGAUGAUCCAAGAUGUCAACGCACUGAAACCACUGCUCCAGAAAUUCAAGUGACAACAUCGAGGACAAGACAAAGAACUCGCCCACCGGUUACACGUGCAGAGGCAACUGUCACUAGAGGUAGAGGAAGACCAACGACUGAAGCUCCUGUAUAUCUCCCACCAGAUACCACAACAGAAUUCUCUUGUGAAAAUCCAAUUAAUCGAAAUGAUCCAAGAUGCAGAGCUGAAAUUGAAAAUACUACUAUAUUUUCAUGCGAACAAAAUCCUGAUCAUCCAAAAUGUUCGAGACCACAAACUACAAAAGUUAUUGAGACAACUCAAAGACAAAGAACAAGAGGACCAACAAGACCAUCGACAACUAGAAAUACUGAAACUGUAACACAAAGAACAAGACCGUCAAGAGGUAGAACGACUUUGCCUCCCACAUAUUUACCUCCAGUAACAGAGUUUUCUUGCUCAAAUCUUGAAAAUCGAAAUGAUCCAAGAUGUACUACAACAUCAGCUCCAACCACGACCCGCGAAUUCGAAACAACAGAAUUUGUAUGCAGAUCAGGUUCAAAUGAUCCUAGAUGUCCACCAGAUUGUUAUCCUGGAAAUAGAGAUCCAAGAUGUCCACAAUCAACAACUCAAAGACCAACAACAACUCGCAGAGUUGAAACAACUACUCAAUUCGUAUGUAGACCAGGUUCAAAUGAUCCUAGAUGUUCACCAGACUGUUAUCCUGGAAAUCGAGAUCCAAGAUGUCCACAACCAACAACUCAAAGACCAACAACAACUCGCAGAGUAGAAACAAGUACUCAAUUCGUAUGUAGACCAGGUUCGAAUGAUCCUAGAUGUCCACCAGAUUGCUAUCCUGGAAAUCGAGAUCCAAGAUGUCCACAAACAACAACUCAAAGACCAACAACUACUCGCAGAGUUGAAACAACUACUCAAUUCGUAUGUAGACCAGGUUCGAAUGAUCCUAGAUGUCCACCAGAUUGCUAUCCUGGAAAUCGAGAUCCAAGAUGUCCACAACCAACAACUCAAAGACCAACAACAACUCGCAGAGUUGAAACAACUACUCAAUUCGUAUGUAGACCAGGUUCAAAUGAUCCUAGAUGUCCACCAGACUGUUAUCCUGGAAAUCGAGAUCCAAGAUGUACACAAACAACAACUCAAAGACCAACAACAACUCACAGAGUUGAAACAACUACUCAAUUCGUAUGUAGACCAGGUUCAAAUGAUCCUAGAUGUCCACCAGAUUGUUAUCCUGGAAAUCGAGAUCCAAGAUGUCCACAACAAACAACACCUAAGCCUACUUUUAUUCCAACUACUCAACCAGCAACUUAUUUACCACCUAAUACUACGCCCAGAAUAGAAACAACCACUCGAUUUGAAUGUAGAUCAGGUUCGAAUGAUCCAAGAUGUCCACCAAACUGUAACUUGAAUCCAAAUGAUCCUCGUUGCCCAAGACCUACAACUCAAAGACCAACAACAACUCGCAGAGUUGAAACAACUACUCAAUUCGUAUGUAGACCAGGUUCGAAUGAUCCUAGAUGUCCACCAGAUUGUUAUCCUGGAAAUCGAGAUCCAAGAUGUCCACAACCAACAACUCAAAGACCAACAACAACUCGCAGAGUUGAAACAACUACUCAAUUCGUAUGUAGACCAGGUUCGAAUGAUCCUAGAUGUCCACCAGAUUGUUAUCCUGGAAAUAGAGAUCCAAGAUGUCCACAACCAACAACUCAAAGACCAACAACAACUCGCAGAGUUGAAACAACUACUCAAUUCGUAUGCAGACCCGGUUCGAAUGAUCCUAGAUGUCCACCAGAUUGCUAUCCUGGAAAUCGAGAUCCAAGAUGUCCACAACCAACAACUCAAAGACCAACAACAACUCGCAGAGUUGAAACAACUACUCAAUUCGUAUGUAGACCAGGUUCGAAUGAUCCUAGAUGUCCACCAGAUUGUUAUCCUGGAAAUAGAGAUCCAAGAUGUCCACAACCAACAACUCAAAGACCAACAACAACUCGCAGAGUUGAAACAACUACUCAAUUCGUAUGCAGACCCGGUUCGAAUGAUCCUAGAUGUCCACCAGAUUGCUAUCCUGGAAAUCGAGAUCCAAGAUGUCCACAACCAACAACUCAAAGACCAACAACAACUCGCAGAGUUGAAACAACUACUCAAUUCGUAUGUAGACCAGGUUCGAAUGAUCCUAGAUGUCCACCAGACUGUUAUCCUGGAAAUCGAGAUCCAAGAUGUCCACAAACAACAACUCAAAGACCAACAACAACUCGCAGAGUUGAAACAACUACUCAAUUCGUAUGUAGAUCAGGUUCAAAUGAUCCUAGAUGUCCACCAGAUUGUUAUCCUGGAAAUCGAGAUCCAAGAUGUCCACAACAAACAACACCUAAGCCUACUUUUAUUCCAACUACUCAGCCAGCAACUUAUUUACCACCAGAUACAACGCGCAGAAUAGAAACAACCACUCGAUUUGAAUGUAGAUCAGGUUCGAAUGAUCCAAGAUGUCCACCAAACUGUAACUUGAAUCCAAAUGAUCCUCGUUGCCCAAAACCUACAACUCAAAGACCAACAACAACUCGCAGAGUUGAAACAACUACUCAAUUCGUAUGUAGACCAGGUUCGAAUGAUCCUAGAUGUCCACCAGAUUGUUAUCCUGGAAAUAGAGAUCCAAGAUGUCCACAACCAACAACUCAAAGACCAACAACAACUCGCAGAGUUGAAACAACUACUCAAUUCGUAUGUAGACCAGGUUCAAAUGAUCCUAGAUGUCCACCAGAUUGUUAUCCUGGAAAUCGAGAUCCAAGAUGUCCACAACCAACAACUCAAAGACCAACAACAACUCGCAGAGUUGAAACAACUACUCAAUUCGUAUGUAGACCAGGUUCGAAUGAUCCUAGAUGUCCACCAGAUUGUUAUCCUGGAAAUCGAGAUCCAAGAUGUCCACAAACAACAACUCAAAGACCAACAACAACUCGCAGAGUUGAAACAACUACUCAAUUCGUAUGUAGACCAGGUUCAAAUGAUCCUAGAUGUCCACCAGAUUGUUAUCCUGGAAAUCGAAAUCCAAGAUGUCCACAACAAACAACACCUAAGCCUACUUUUAUUCCAACUACUCAACCAGCAACUUAUUUACCACCUAAUACUACGCCCAGAAUAGAAACAACCACUCGAUUUGAAUGUAGAUCAGGUUCGAAUGAUCCAAGAUGUCCACCAAACUGUAACUUGAAUCCAAAUGAUCCUCGUUGCCCAAAACCUACAACUCAAAGACCAACAACAACUCGCAGAGUUGAAACAACUACUCAAUUCGUAUGUAGACCAGGUUCAAAUGAUCCUAGAUGUCCAUCAGAUUGUUAUCCUGGAAAUAGAGAUCCAAGAUGUCCACAACCAACAACUCAAAGACCAACAACAACUCGCAGAGUUGAAACAACUACUCAAUUCGUAUGCAGACCCGGUUCGAAUGAUCCUAGAUGUCCACCAGAUUGUUAUCCUGGAAAUCGAGAUCCAAGAUGUCCACAAACAACAACUCAAAGACCAACAACAACUCGCAGAGUUGAAACAACUACUCAAUUCGUAUGUAGACCAGGUUCAAAUGAUCCUAGAUGUCCACCAGAUUGUUAUCCUGGAAAUCGAAAUCCAAGAUGUCCACAACAAACAACACCUAAGCCUACUUUUAUUCCAACUACUCAACCAGCAACUUAUUUACCACCUAAUACUACGCCCAGAAUAGAAACAACCACUCGAUUUGAAUGUAGAUCAGGUUCGAAUGAUCCAAGAUGUCCACCAAACUGUAACGUGAAUCCAAAUGAUCCUCGUUGCCCAAGACCUACAACUCAAAGACCAACAACAACUCGCAGAGUUGAAACCACUACUCAAUUCGUAUGUAGACCAGGUUCAAAUGAUCCUAGAUGUCCACCAGAUUGUUAUCCUGGAAAUAGAGAUCCAAGAUGUCCACAAUCAACAACUCAAAGACCAACAACAACUCGCAGAGUUGAAACAACUACUCAAUUCGUAUGUAGACCAGGUUCAAAUGAUCCUAGAUGUCCACCAGAUUGCUAUCCUGGAAAUCGAGAUCCAAGAUGUCCACAACCAACAACUCAAAGACCAACAACAACUCGCAGAGUUGAAACAACUACUCAAUUCGUAUGCAGACCCGGUUCAAAUGAUCCAAGAUGCCCCAGACCAUUCACGACUACUCAACGACCAGUUACCACAACAUUAUCAUCAUGUUAUCCAGGAUCUCCCGACCCAAGAUGCCCACAACCAUACAGACCAUCGAGCACUCGACUUCCAAGCACAUACCUUCCCCCCUUCCCAGUUGAUGCAUCACAACAAUCCGUUAGACAAUAUCGUCAAAUUGAUCCUUCAGUGAUAGAGGAUAUUAAUGAUUUAAUCCAACCAGGAGCAUCCGAUUUCCAUUCAAUAGAAUCUAGUCUUUCAGAAAAUCAAGAUCAAGCUGAAAAUGAAAAUAAUUUAUAUAUAAGAAGAAAGAGAGCAGUAACAGAAGAGAAAGAAAUAAUUUCCAUCACAUUAAAUUUCAAAGGAUAUCAAUUUGCUUAAAUUGAGAUGAAUUAGUUAUAGGAACACUGCCAUCGUAGUAUUUAAAUAAUUUUUCAAUUUCUCCUUACUCAUUACUAAAAUUUUUUUUCGCAAUAUCAAUCGAUGACUUUUCAUACCAUGUAAAUAAAUGUUAAUUUUGUAAAUUGCUCCUGUAUGAAAUACUCUCGCAUAACAUUCGAUGUGAAAAUGAAAGAAAAAUGUAUUCUAUACUGAAUCAAAUACUCAAAAAAAUAUAAAUUAUUGUUAAAACGAAGAUUUUUGUAUAAAAAACAAUCAAAAAGUUUUUAAAA
Molecule: messenger RNA, 6588 nt
Organism: Chironomus riparius
Lineage: Eukaryota; Metazoa; Arthropoda; Insecta; Diptera; Chironomidae
Source: the annotation of a GenBank genome assembly